This is a messenger RNA of Terrapene triunguis (Three-toed box turtle), 756 nucleotides long. RefSeq names its product protein FAM131C. The record is from RefSeq and is a predicted model, not a curated record. NCBI's taxonomy places the organism in Eukaryota, Metazoa, Chordata, Testudines, Emydidae. The transcript is spliced from 3 exons. The coding region runs from base 1 to 756 and encodes 251 amino acids.
AUGGACAUGAUCAGUCAUGGAGGACAUUCCUUCAGCACCAAGUCUUGGUGCAUUGAUCCCACCGCUCUGAAUCCCGCCCGCUUCAGUCCAGCUCCUCCCGUCUCUGCUUUAGGGUUAGUCCAGACCAUAAAGGACCACAUCACCAAGCCCACCGCCAUGGCUCGCGGCCGGGUGGCCCACCUCAUCGAGUGGAAAGGCUGGAGCGCCCCCCAGGUGGGCUGCGAGCCGUGGCUGACGGAGGAAGAGCACUACUCCUACCUCACGGACGAGCUGAGGGAGGCCCGCUUUGCAGCAGGGGUCGCUGAACAAUUCGCCAUCACCGAGGCCACCCUGAGCGCCUGGUCCUCGCUAGACGAUGAAGAAAUGAAUUACGGGGGCAGCUCCCAGGAGAUCGUACAGCUUCAAGACCUGGAGAGCAUCUACCUGCAGGAGAAGCUGGUGCUGAGUCCCCAGGUGAUAAGUAGCCCCAACCUGGAAGGCAGGCUGCCCGCCUGCUCCUCCUCCACCCACACCUCCCCAAUACCCUGGGUGCACUCCAGAGUGGACAGGUGGAACUCGACCCACCCCUUCCCCGGGGCUCUCCCCUGCGGCUCCCCCCGGACCGGGAGCUCCCGGGCAGACAGCUCGGAGAAGGAGCAGGCCUGCGUGGGGAGAGAGGAGGAGGGCACGACCAGCGUGGGCCAGAAGCGGCUCAGCAACUCCCUGCACUACGUGGACAGCAGCUCCCUCUCGGAGGACGAAGUGUUUUAUAACUAG